Molecule: messenger RNA, 1298 nt
Organism: Ornithorhynchus anatinus (platypus)
Lineage: Eukaryota; Metazoa; Chordata; Mammalia; Monotremata; Ornithorhynchidae
Gene: JMJD4
Product: jumonji domain containing 4
Exons: 6
Coding region: 66-1271 (401 amino acids)
Biological process (GO): protein hydroxylation; positive regulation of translational termination; negative regulation of gene expression
Cellular component (GO): nucleus; cytoplasm
Molecular function (GO): histone H4R3 demethylase activity; sequence-specific DNA binding
Source: RefSeq, a predicted model, not a curated record
CCUCCUCCUCCUCCUCCUCGUCCUCCUCCUCGUCCAGGGUCCGGCCCGGCUCGUCCCCGGCGCGGAUGGGCGGCCGGCGGACCCGGGGCGCGGUGGACUUCAUCGCGGAGGCCGGGACGUUCGGCUACUGGGACUUCUUCCGCGGGUACCUGCUCCCCAACCUCCCCUGCCUCUUCUCCGCCGACUUCACCGAGGGCUGGGGCAGCCGGCGGCGCUGGGUGACGGCCGACGGCAGGCCCGACUUCGACUACCUGCUGCGCCGUUUCGGGGACGCCGUGGUGCCCGUGGCCGACUGCGACGCCCGGGAAUUCGACGCCAACCCCAAGGAGCGCAUGCCCCUGCGGGACUACCUCGCCUACUGGACGGAGCACAUCCGCCGCGGGUACGCCUCCCCGCGGGGCUGCCUCUACCUCAAAGACUGGCACAUGACCAGGAGCUUCCCCCGGCACGAGGCCUACACCACCCCCGUCCACUUCUCGUCCGACUGGCUCAACGAGUACUGCGACGCGCGCGGGGCCGACGACUACCGCUUCGUCUACAUGGGGCCCCGGGGGUCCUGGACGCCCUUCCACGCGGACGUGUUCCGCUCCUUCAGCUGGUCCGCCAACGUCUGCGGGAGGAAGCGGUGGCUGCUCUUCCCGCCGGGCCGGGAGGACCUCCUGCGCGACGGCCACGGCCGCCUGCCCUUCGACGCCACGGCCGCCGCCCCCGCCCCCCCUCCCCUGGAGGUGAUCCAGGAGGCCGGGGAGGUGGUGUUCGUCCCCAGCGGCUGGCACCAUCAGGUGUACAACCUGGACGACACCAUCUCCAUCAACCACAACUGGGUCAACGGAGGCAACGUGGCCGGCGUGUGGAGCUUCCUGCAGGCCCAGCUGGGGGACGUCCAGCGCGAGGUGGCCCAGUGGCGGGACGCCAUGGACGACUGGCCUCGCCACUGCCAGCUGAUCCUGAAGGCCUGCGCGGGGAUCGACUACCUGGAGUUCUACCGCUUCCUCCGGACCGUCGCCGAGGCCCGGCUGCGCCCGCCCGCCGCCCUCCCCGGCCCCGCGCACGCGGCCUUCGACCUGGACCGCAUCGCCGCCGUCCUGGCCUCGCUGCUGGCCGACGAGGACUUCCGCGGGCUGGAGGCCGAGCUGGCCGUCCCCCCGCCGUCCCCCCGGGAGCUGCUGGCCCGGCUGACCGAGGCCCCGGGGACGGGCCGGCGGGAGGGGAGAGACGGCGACGGGCCCCCGACGGCGGGGGACGCGACUCCCGGUUCCGCUGUACCGUAAUAAGAACGUGCGGCGUCGGUCGAGCGC